Molecule: messenger RNA, 530 nt
Organism: Mucor mucedo
Lineage: Eukaryota; Fungi; Mucoromycota; Mucoromycetes; Mucorales; Mucoraceae
Exons: 2
Coding region: 102-314 (70 amino acids)
Source: RefSeq, a predicted model, not a curated record
UAAAAAAAGUAGUAAUCACUUUGUACCUCCUUUUUUUAAGGUUUAAAAUUAGCCGAGGUAAGCCACCCUGCCAUGGUGGAUCUGCCUGCUCCCCUCUUCAUAUGUCAUCCCUUAUCUCUUUUUUCUUGACAUUUUUAUUCAUUGCCUCUGAUUUCGUUCUGUACCACCCUAAAUUAACCGCAUCUGCAUAUAAAAAAAAACAAAAUGUCAUGCUUUAUUUUUUUUCUUUUUUUGGUUUCCAAGGUGACAGGCUAGGGGUGAAACUCUCAUUGUCAAGCACAUCAUAUGAUGCUCUUUGCAAUCUCUCUCUGUAAGGUGUAAUUUCAGUUAGAGCAAAAGGAAAAAUCUGGAAAGGAAAGGCCUUGUCAUUUUUGUAUGUACACAAAUGAUAGGUGUAUAGUCAUAUUGUUUCUUGACACAUACAAAAAAAAAGAUCUACCUUUGUUCUUUACCCGUCUUUUUUUUUUACUUUUUUUUUUUUUUAAAUCGCAGACAAUGGUCUUGUCUUGCGUAACAAGUGACGAGUGUCC